AUUUUUGCCCAGUCCAGUUACCUGUUGCCCUUCUGAUUGUUAACAUCCAAAUACAAAUUUCUUCACAUUACUCGAAUUCAUCCUGAAAAAUAGGCAGAAAUCAGUUUCAAAUCUUCAAGGAAAAUGGAGCAAUUCGUAGAAAUGUUUCUGCUCGGACUUUGUAAUUUUUUUCUGGGACCAAUAAUUAUUAUGUCGGGAAUGCAGCCAGAACUUGACCGUUACCAAGUUAAGCUAGAAGAUAACAACGACAACCAGAACAUAUUAGUGGAAUAUUUCCCAGUUUUCUUUUCCCACAUCUGCAUGUUGCUCUGCUGCUCUAUUUCGGGAAUAUGUGCAAUUUUUGCAUCUACGCUGGACGAUGCCGAGUGGGUCAUCAGAUUGGCAAAGGUGGCAAAAUUCUUUUCCAAAACGUCAUUCUGGUUAGUUGCGUGGAUCAUAUUCCACAACUGGGAUCCGAUGGAGUGGAAGACCUUGGUAACGCUUCCGGAAAAAUGGGUAACGAUUGAGGUGUCCAUCCCGACAUGGUGUUAUUGUUUCUUGGGUCAAAAAUAUUUUGUGAGCCGAUAUACUGAAUUCAUUAAUGAGAAACAAAAUGAGGUAGAAGAUUAGGUCAAUUUGAAACAACGUGGGAAGAAAUCGGGUCAAAAAAUUUGAAGUAAAGCGUCAAAUAAAAAAGAGGAAUUGAUUUCUGGAGAAAUUUAAGUAUGUAUGUAUUUAAUUGUGACUCAGCAAGUACUUAUUAAUUUAAUUAUUUAAAUCCUAUGUGUUAUGUAAUUAUAUUAGUUUAAAGGCAAUUGAUAAGUAUUCCGUGAAAUUUAUUUAAAUUAUUAACUACGCAAAUAUUUUAUAUUUAAUGAUGGUUUAUAAAUCUAUAUUCGUGUAUUAAUUAAGCAUUUAUUUAAGUUAAUAAUGUAAUUUUUAAGCAUUGAUUAUGAUUCGCUGGUGUAAAGCCGAGUAAAAAACUUUUUAAAUA
Messenger RNA from Folsomia candida, 973 nucleotides. RefSeq lists its product as uncharacterized. NCBI's taxonomy places the organism in Eukaryota, Metazoa, Arthropoda, Collembola, Entomobryomorpha, Isotomidae. The coding region runs from base 124 to 609 and encodes 161 amino acids. The transcript has 2 exons. The record is from RefSeq and is a predicted model, not a curated record.